Messenger RNA from Chiloscyllium plagiosum (whitespotted bambooshark), 588 nucleotides. The record is from RefSeq and is a predicted model, not a curated record. Lineage: Eukaryota; Metazoa; Chordata; Chondrichthyes; Orectolobiformes; Hemiscylliidae.
UAAAUGUAAUGGCCAUGCCAGUGAGUGUGUGACCAACGGGCAGGGCAGGUUGGUGUGUGACUGUCAGCACAACACAUCGGGCGUAGACUGUGAGAGGUGCCAACCCUUCUACCACGACCGGCCCUGGGCGCGGGCAUCUGCCGAGGCAGCCAACGAAUGUCUCCCCUGUAACUGCAGUGGGAAAUCGGAGCAGUGCAUCUUCAACAUGGAUCUGUACCGUCGGACUGGCCAUGGGGGGCAGUGCCUGAACUGCAGGGAUAGCACAGCAGGAUCCCACUGCGAGACGUGCAAGGAGAACUUCUACAGAAGGACUGCUGAUGAGAUGUGCCAGCCGUGUAACUGCAGCGUUGUGGGGUCACUGAGUUUACAAUGUGACCACAAUGGAGAUUGUGUCUGUAAAGGAACUGUCACGGGGAAGACAUGUGACCAGUGCCAAAAGGGCUAUCACUCUCUGUCGGAGGGAGGCUGCAGAAAGUGUGGGUGUCAUCCUGAAGGCAGUAUUGGUGACUGUGAUCCGGCCAACGGAGAGUGUACCUGCAAGCAGAACGUGGAGGGAGCCCUGUGCCACAGGUCAGUCACUCAGAGACG